This is a messenger RNA of Monoraphidium neglectum, 588 nucleotides long. RefSeq lists its product as hypothetical. Lineage: Eukaryota; Viridiplantae; Chlorophyta; Chlorophyceae; Sphaeropleales; Selenastraceae. Bases 1 to 588 code for a protein of 195 amino acids. Gene Ontology annotation, cellular component: extracellular region. The record is from RefSeq and is a predicted model, not a curated record. The transcript is spliced from 4 exons.
AUGAGCGGCGCGCCCGCCCUGAAGACCAUCUUGGUGUGCCAGUACACGCCGCCGGGCAACUUCCUGGGCCAGUUUGCCGCCAACGUGCUGCCGGCGGCGACCACCAGCUCCCCGUCCCCAACCCCGGCGUCUCCCGGCGUCUCCCCAUCACCCGUCGCGCCGUGCGCCGCCAACGCGUGCGGGGCCAAGGUCGCGGCCCGCAACAACCUCGGGGCGGGGUCGUGCCUGGUCAUGAACAAGGCGGGCGACUCGGUCUGCGCCAGGUCAUCUGACAAGAGGUACUUCUUCUGCAUCCAGAACGACGCCGAGGUCGCGCUGUACGACAAGGGGCAGCGCAUCUGGGCCGCGGGCGUGGCCGGCGCCUCGACGAAGAGGCCGUUCAGGCUUUGCUUUGAGAAGACCGGCGCGCUGGUUGCAUACGAGCAGGUCGACAAGAAGACGCGCCGCAGCUACUGGUCCUCGCAGUCGUCUGGCGCAAAGCCUCUCAAGUUCUGGGUGCAGACAACAGGCGUUGCGGAGAUCCUGAGUGGCAAGAACACCAAGAAGACCACGGCCACCACCGUCUGGAAGGUCCCAACCACCCCAUGA